Molecule: messenger RNA, 4692 nt
Organism: Dendroctonus ponderosae (mountain pine beetle)
Lineage: Eukaryota; Metazoa; Arthropoda; Insecta; Coleoptera; Curculionidae
Product: probable ATP-dependent RNA helicase spindle-E
Cellular component (GO): intracellular anatomical structure
Molecular function (GO): ATP binding; RNA binding
Source: RefSeq, a predicted model, not a curated record
CUGCUUGAAGAAGCUUAGACGGUUAAGGGGGUCAGAGACAAACACUUGUCUCUGGUGGGGUGUUUGACUAAGGCAAGAAGUACUCGAUUAUAGUUGCCUACGCUCUUUUGGAAUACUCAGUGCCUUGUGGCCGGUUAAGGCUUGACCCAGGUCAACAUGCUGACUUUGCUGGAAAAUGCUAGUAAGAGGCGGCCUUAUCCAAUUGGCAAAGUGAAUGGAGCGCUAGCUAAUUGCGCCCUUGACGAUCCGCAAGUGGAUUCUUCCUCCGAAAGUGAAGAUCUCAGUGACUAUGAGCAGGAGUUCGUUAAAGCUGAGCUGAAGAAAUAUGCCAAGGGACCUUCCGUGCAAACUAGCGGAUUCGGGGAAGAUGUGAGUUCUAUCGGGGACUUGGUCCCGUGCCUCUCGCCCCAAGGAAAAUCCGAUCCAGCGGAAGUAUACCAGAAGCACAACUUCACCGUCUCUUCCGACAUGAAGCCGGAUUUGCCAAUUGAUUCUCAACGGUCGCAGAUAUUGUCAAGAAUCGACUUGAACCAGGUUAUCGUCAUCCAAGGUGCCACCGGCUGUGGCAAGACUACUCAAGUGCCCCAAAUGAUUAUGGACGAUUUAAGGCUGAAGAACGAGUACUGCAACAUUGUGGUGACACAGCCAAGGAAAAUUGCUACCAUCAAUGUAGCCAAGCGCGUUUGUGAGGAGCGAGGAUGGACGUUGGGGACUGUUUGUGGAUAUCAGGUGGCGUUGGAGAAGAAAAUAUCCGAAAAUCAGAUCGUCACCUACAUGACGAUCGGCAUUUUGCUACAGAAACUGAUCCGCAAAGGAAGCCUUCGCGAAUACACGCACAUCAUCAUCGACGAAGUUCAUGAACGGAACCAGGAGCUCGACUUUCUGCUGUUGAUUGUGCGCAAGUUUUUGUUCAGCGAAAGGGGAGAUUCUUUCAACACGAAGGUUAUCUUGAUGUCGGCCACCAUAAAUGCGGAAGACUUUGCGCAUUAUUUCCGCCGACAGGUGGCUGGCCAGAUCAUUUCGGCACCCAUCCUAAAAGUCAACAAACCGUCGCAGUACACGAAGACCGUCUUCUACUUAGACCAGAUAUCGGUCUUCAGGGGCGAGAUGGCCAAGUUCGACAUAGGCAAGCCAGAGAUUCCUGCGGCUACCUGGAGAGAGUUUGCUUUUCUGGUGCGAGUCUUCGACAAGAUGUCUUCAAAUAUUGACGGCGACGAUAACGUGAAUUUCGGAAGCGUCCUGGUCUUCCUACCAGGAAUCAAUGAAAUUGAGGAAGCCCACAAAUUGCUGCUACAAGAGGGCCAACUGGCGGAUCCUCACUCGACUGUGAAGCGGCUGAAAUGGGACAUCAUUCCAUUGCACUCGUCGUUGCCCAAUGAUGAGCAGGCCCAGGCCUUCAAACGCCCCAAGCCCGGCUACAGAAAGAUAAUUCUCUCGACGAACAUCGCGGAGAGUUCGGUCACAGUGCCGGACACCUGCUACGUGAUCGACUUCUGUCUCACCAAGGUGAUGACCGUCGAUCCGGUGACCAAAUACAUGAGCCUCAAGCUGGAAUGGGCUUCGCAUGUGAAUUGCGAACAGAGGGCCGGCCGAGUGGGGCGCACAUGCGACGGAAGAAUCUACCGCCUGGUCUCCAAAGAAUUCUACAGCGUGGAAAUGCAACGGACCAGCUUACCGGAGAUUCUGAGGGCGCCUCUGGAGCGGACCGUGCUGCAGGCCAAGAUGCUCGGUCUGAGCGAAACGCCCGCUCAGACGCUGGCUCUGGCCUUGAAUCCGCCCAACCUAAAGAACAUCCAGUCUACGCUCUGGCACUUGAAGGAGAUUGGAGCGAUGUUGCGCACCUGCCGCGGCAUCUCAUCCACGUCUGAUGGCGACAUAACGUUUAUGGGCCAGUUGAUGGCCAGUCUACCUGUCGACGUCCAUUUGUCCAAGCUGAUUAUCUUGGGACAACUGUUCAGUUGCCUGGACGAGACGGUCGUCAUUGCAGCCGGAUGUUCGAUUCAAAAUAUCUUCUCAAUCCCGUAUCAAAAACGCCUGGAAGCGUACCGAAAGAUCCUCCUGUGGGCGGACGGGUCCUGCAGCGAUCUCAUCGCCCUACUGAACUUGUACACGGUGUGGCAGACGAAGACGCGCGACAACUCAUUUGGGAGUCGCAACAGCGAGCUGGAAUGGUGUAAGAGAAACUUAGUGAACCUCAAGGGCCUGCGAGAGUGGAAACUGCUGGUCACCGAGAUCCAUCAGCGUCUGGAGAGACUGCAAAUCCGAGAGACUGCGGGUCCGGGAAAGAUUAAUCUGACGCGCACCGAGAAGCCCACAGUGCUCAAGGUUAUCAUGGCCGGGGCGUUUUACCCGAACUUCUUUAUUAAGCCCGCAAACGGAGAGCUGGAGAGCGAAAGAGAGGCGGUCAAGACGGUGGCCGGUCGAUGUCCCUUCAACACGGUGUACCUAAGCGGAUUGGAUCCGAAGCAGCCCGGGCACAUUUACGUAAGGCAAAUCAAGCGUCUGGUACAGGAUCUGGACGACAAGGCCGACGUCCACAUCGGCUUCGAUGGCAGCACGAAAAUCUUCGUGGAGUUCAAGAGCAACUCAGGCGAGCCACUUCCCGUCAACGUUGACGGAUUUAGCGGGUUGGCGUGCGCCCCUGGCCGUAUUCCCCGCCCAGUCUACGAAGCCAUUCGGCGCAGACAGUUAAAGUACAACUUUCAGUUAAAGCUGUUGCCGCCCAAACAGGCCUGGGACUUUGCUGAGCGUCAUAAAGCACACAGCACCAACAGCGCCCCCAUCGAAGUCACUCCAAACUGCUUCUCCACCAUAGAAUACACGGCGCUGCCUGCGUCUUGCACCCAAUUUAUCCAGUUGCACAUUGCAGCCUACAUCGAUGCCGGCCACUUCUGGGCGCAGAAUGCCGACGACAGAACGAACGAGCUGCUGCAACAGAUCGAGGAGGCGCUCAACAAGCAAGUGCUGAAAAAAGUCGACGAGCCGCUGAAGAUUGGCAAGGUCUAUGCCACACGCUUUAGGCAAGAUGGACUGUUUUAUCGGUGCAGGCUCACGGCUUCAGCUGGUCGUAGCAACGAGGUGUUAUUCAUCGACUACGGCAACAUGCAGGAAGCGUUAGCGGAAGAACUGUUUUAUUUGCCGCAACGCCCGCAGUGCUUCAUCCCCCCGUUGGCGUACGAGUGCAUUAUGCAUGGAAUCAAGCCGGCCUAUAGGCACAACCCUCUAGGGGUCUGGCAUGAGAAGGUGAACGGCCACUUUCGACGCUGGAGCAACGGCAUUUUGCUCUAUGGCGAGGUUUAUUCCGUGGUCAACGAGGUGGUAGAGUUGGACCUGUACCGAAACCCCAUAAAGGACCUGUCCUUGAACGAUUACUUGAUCAGGGAAGGAUUUGCGGACAAGAGCUCGCCCAGUUACCUUUCGAAGUGCGACCACGACCGCAGACUGCAGAUCCAGAGCGCCCAUAAUCCCUCGGAGGAAGCACAGCGCUUGGAUGGAGUGGAAAAAAUAAUUAGCUUCUCCGACUUUGUCGAUCCAAAUGUAAGCGCCAGCGAUGCAAUAAUUGCACCUCUGCGCGGCCCCUUCAGUCCUCUUGAAGCAAGUGUGUACGGCUGCAUCUCGAUGUCGAACUCUAAAUCCGUUAAGAUCGACGGCAGUUCUAUCAACACGGUGUUGCUAGACACCGAGCCAGAGAGCCGGCAUGGCAGACUAUUAGUGGCUGCUUCCGUGGGCCAAUCAGUGGACGGCACCAGUCUGCGCUUGCGGCAAACGACGCUGAUGCCCAACGUGCCGGGUCUUCCCAUGAUGUUAGCCGCCACUUUUUGCCCCAACAUGGAACCUAAAGUCACCGCGGACAAUUCAUUGGUGGGGGCUAUACUGUGUGGAAUGGGCUGUCACGAAACGACCAACAAACCCCUCUAUUCAGUCCACGACAUGCUCAUCCAUUUGGAUACUGAACUGAAAAUCGAAGAACUCGAAAUGAUCAACAAGCUGCGAUACUUGAUGAACAACGGCAUUCGAACAAUGCAGGAAAUGGAGCUGAACACGCCCAGACACGAUGACAUGUUGGCCAUCCAGAUCAACAUCAAAGAUCAUCUGUUCAGUUUGUUAAACAUGGAGCGCAGUCCGAUUGAUCGCCAAGUGGCGCCUUGCCACAGCAGCUGGGGAACACCGGGCGGACUGGGACAAUUGAAGCCCAAUCUGGACAACGACGACCAGGACAUUUGGGGUCUUUUGUGGUUUGUUAAGGUGGCUGAUAUAGGUGAGCGUGACAAGGAUGUGCUCAAGAACUUGGAAGAUAUGGACCACAUUGUCUUUGGAUUGAGGCCCUUCGAAGCGAUCGCCUGCCUUUUAUGCGAAGCAGAGUUCCUCUUUAUCAACGAUCUCCGCCUCCACAUGAUUACUGCGAUGCAUAAAAACGAAGUCAGCCGCUUCCGAGAUCGUUUGGAGCCAGAGGAUUACGAUGACGACGAGGAGGAACAAUGAGCAGAUUUUAUAAGGAUUUUUUUCAGUUACCGUGUUGGAACAGUGUUUUAUUUUAUGAUUUUUUCUUAAUGCGGCCCAGUAAAGGUUGUACUUGGAAGUGCUGUUUAGUUUUAAAGUUGUUAGUUCAUAUAACUAACAUAUUCACCAACAUAUUGUAUAAAUUGAAUAUGUUAGUUCCUUUACCAUAAAUAAAGGAAACAUUUUCUCUAA